ACGAAGCUUUGGAAUAUGGAAAAAUGGAGAGUACAUAAAAUAACAGAACAUAAUACUCUUUCAAUUACUGCAAUUCUGUAUUGCCUUUUUGUAAUCAUGGUAUACCAAGGUAUGACCAGCGAAGAUACGCCAAAUACAAGCAUUAUGAGCAACAGCAAAAAACUGACACCGGGACCUUAUAGAGCCACAAAAUUAUGGAAUGGAAUAGUAAAAAAAUUUCGGAAAAAUGCAAUGCAAAAAACAUCGCAGACAUUUGAGACUUACAAUGCAUGUUUUUCAGCAAGCGAAGCUACUGACUUUUUGCAUGAUCUUUUGAAGAAAAACUGUAACAUCGGAAACGAUGUGGCCAGGCACCAGACUGUUCAACUCUUACGUAAAUUUUUGAAAAAUCACGUCAUCGAAGACGUACAAGGUCGAUGGGGAAACGAGAAUUUCGAAGAUGACGGACGACUUUUCAGAUUUCCGCUCGAUGUAUCAUUGGAGCAAACCCUUCGCCAUCCUUUGGGAACACUAGACGACAACGUGCCUAAACAUACAAGGAAAGCAAACACGUCAAAAAAGAUGAAAAGAAAAAGCAAAAUCUCGGUCGGAUUUGAAAACAAUAACGUAAUAGAAACAGAAAAUAAACAAGAAGAAACCGAAAAAGUAACAGCAAUUAAAAGUUCUUCGACGUCGUCAACUUCGUCAAAUGACCGCCUAAAACGGCCGUUGCCACCGGUGCCAGUAAUUCCAAAAUGCCGGGUCCUCUCACAGACAAUAACAGAAGCCGAUGUACAAGACGCAUGGAAAAAGGAAUUAUUAUGUAGACUUCAAGGAGCACUUAAACUCGACACACUGGACGAAAUUCUUAAUGAAAAUGAAAUAAGCGGCGAAGAUAUUCGACACAACUCAACGAAAAUAGGGAAGGUCAGGUGUUGUUCAAGUCGAGAAGGGAGAGGAUAUUCCAUACUGGGCACUGAGCGCAAUGGACAUGUCUUGCUAAACUGGCCUAAUGGCAAAGAUACAGGCCUACCCUGCUAUCCAGGUUUUGAAAAAGACGUUUUCAAAGCGGUGUGCGACUACUAUUGUGGUAUGCAGUCUGGCCAACACUCCUUCGAAAAUUUCGGCACAACAAAAAGACGACAAGCAAUGAGCUCGCAACCAGUUCUCCAGCCAGAACCACUGCUCACUUAUGAACACUAUGAACUUUUUUACAAAUAUUGUGUGUCUCAUACAACCGGACAUGGAGAAGGUCGCUAUCGAAUCAUUGCGUCUUGCCUUGCUCAUUUACUCAUCAAACAGAAGAAAACUUCAUUUACUCUUGCGACUGGAUGUCAAAAAUGUGCAGCAAUCCACAUUAGUAAACUGGGUUGGUCACAACAAGUACCAGGUAAAAUUCUAUUUUUAAUUUAAUAAAAAUAAUAAACAAUAAAAAAAAUUGGAAGCACAAUAUCGAUUGCUAACACCUCUUUUUUGGUUAUAAUUUAGAUCUCUAUUACUUCAAAAGUUUUCGCGACACAUUCUAUUCAUGUAACGAAGAAGUUUUACUUAGACGAGCUAUUGCGAUGAGGCUGGUUUCAUUUAUGGUCGACCAUCAUACAGAGGUAAAAUAUAUUUUUGUAAUAUAUAUAUUAAUAAUUGCGAUGUAAAAACCAGGCUUAGUGUAAUUCACUGCAUUUAUUGAUUUUAAUAAUUUGACUUGGAAAUGAAUUAUUAAAUAAUAAUAUUUUUUCAAUUUAGGUUAUGAAAGUCCGACCGACAUGAAAAAGCCGUUGGUUGAUAAAAUUGCCAAGAUGCGUCGCCCCGACAUUCGCAUAUAACGAUUCCGGAGAAGAAGUCACGCCUACACAUUACGUUCUGUGUCAAUAGUGAAGCAAAGGCAAGAUGGCGAUAUAGAGCACAGCAAGUUCAAGGAGAACGACACCAUUUCAGACGCAAAUCCACCGACAUUAUUGAAAUCUUGGGAUAAACUGGUCUCUUCAAUUAAAAAUAAGCACUCAACACAUGCUCCGUCAAGCGCCACCGAUUCUUCAGACAGUGAAUCGUACGUUAAAAUGAGUAAACUCCACACGAAGCGGAAUAACAGAUUUAGUCAUCUCCCCCAAGAAUCAGCAACUCGUUUCAGACAGCGAACGAAUACAGUUGGGACAAGGUUUCUGGAACCGUCUUCAUCUCCCGCAGAUGUAAGUCAAGGGCAUCGAUCACCACUGAAUGUAGAUUUCAACGAAUCAAGAAUCAAGCCAGCAAAAUCAUGUUCCGAUAUCUUUGAUUUAAAAACGUCGUCUUCCUCUUCAAGUACUAAAUUGCAGAAAGCGUCUGAUUUGGGGUCAUCAUGGAAUUUAAGAUUACGACCGAUGCUAGGAAAGCCCUUUAGUAAAUUCAGAAGAUCUAAGGUCUAAUCGUAAAUCAUCUAAUUGAUGCUGUGUAGUGUGUACUGCUGAUAUAGAUAGAUACUGCCUGUCUAAAAUUCACUCAUAGCCUAUAUUAUUUUGAUACGAAAGCAACCUUAACUAAUCUAUUUCGGCAGUGGUCGUGAAUUGUUCCAAUAUUUCAAAACACUUGUUUCUGAUAUAAUUUGUUUCCGAGCUUUUUUGUUUCUUAUUUGUCCAUUAGUUCCAAACUAUGCAAUCACCUGGUGUUUCUUAGACAUGGUGAGAAGUUGUGCUUUUAAUAACAAUGAGCAAAGUUAGUUUUUCAAUUUUGAAUCAUUUUCUUCAACUUAUUGUAAUGCUAUCCCAGAACAAAAGGGUCGUUGUAUUAGCAGAAUCAGUUGAAUAAAUUGGAAAGUAAAAAACAAAGUUCAAAUUCGGCAAACUAUCUGCCUUUUGAAAUGUCCAUAUAUGAAGCAAUGUUUUACAUAAUUUAUACUGAUAUAAUAUCAUAAAUUGGCAAUUUGAUAUAUAUAAUUGAAUAAUACCAUUUUAUACUAUGUUUACUAUUUUCUAUUCUGUCGUCUUUUAUGUGUGUCUGUAUGUGAACUGUGUUUUCCGUGAUACUUGUGCGUUUCUAAUGUUUGUUAUCUAUACUAAAUAUGAUGUCAAAUGACCUGCGCAAUUGACACAGCCUUUUCCAUUUUACGAAUAAAAUUUAACUUAUCAACAGAAA
This is a messenger RNA of Styela clava, 3084 nucleotides long. Lineage: Eukaryota; Metazoa; Chordata; Ascidiacea; Stolidobranchia; Styelidae. The record is from RefSeq and is a predicted model, not a curated record.